AUGUUAAGAAUAUCCAAAAAAGGAAUAGUUAGAUUUGAUCAAGUUGAAGAUGAAGAAACCUACCUGGAAAACUUAGCAGUACAGAGAAAUGCCUCUGCUUUCUUUGAAAAAUAUGAUCGCAGCGAAGUGCAAGAAUUGCUAACUACCACACUGGUUAGCUGGUUGUCUGCCAAGGAGGAUGUUCAUUCUCAGCUAGACUUCCCGUGUGAAAUCAUGAGUCAAAUGAAUAAUGUAGGCUUCUCCACUGCCAUCCUAUUGAUGCCUGUGGACCCCACAGCUCUCUUAGACUACAGGGAAGUCCAUCAGAUCUUGAGGGAGUUGGCUGUUGGAAUUUAUUGCUUAAACCAAAUCCCUUCCAUCAGUUUAUAAGCUAAUUAUGAUCAGAGUUCUUCUUGUCAAUUACCUCCAGCUUAUUAUGAUAUUAGAAUUGGACAAAUUCUGAUCUAUGUUGACUAUAUGCUAAAAGCACUGUGGCAUGGGAUAUACAUGCCCAAAGAGAGACGAGCCAGAUUCUCUGAAUUAUGGCACACAAUCAUGGACAUUGAUCCUGAUGGGAAGCCUCAAACAACUAAAGAUAUUUUUUCAGAGUUUAGUUCAGCAGGGUCCGGUGGUGUGGGUGAGAACCGAGUGCUGGGCACCGGUAUCUACCAUGAAGAGAGGAAGUAUGUGAGAAGAAUCCCCUUGGUGUCCUCUUCGCUCUCGCAACCUCCCAGCAAUCGGGGAGGACGUCCCGGGAGUGUGAUCUAUCGCCGCAACAACCAGAACCGGGGGCGCUUGAACCUGGGGCUGGGCUCCGGGCGCGGGGGGGCAGAGGCGGGGUCCUGGUCUGAAGACUCGCGCCUUGACCUGGGAAAUAAGGUUCAAGUCAAAAGUGCCAUCGCGUGGCCACCCGACGUCAAAGUGACUGGGAAUGAGUUGACAACAACAAGAGUGAAUACAACACAAAGGAGACACAGACAGCCGGCAAACAGAAAUGUUGCACUCCCUCGCCUGGUGAACCAGAUCGAGGGCCUGACACCAGAUGGAGGAGGUACCUCUUCCCCUCCGAACAGACAAAUGAAUCCCUCAGAAACGUAUUGGAAUCAGUGCACCCCACUGUUACUUGCUGCAACUUCAGGAGCACUGGACACUAUUCAGUACCUGUUUUCUCAUGGCGCUAACUGGAGAAAAACAGAUACUAAAGGCAAUAAUAUAAUUCAUUUAUCAGUGCUCACUUUUCAUACAGAGGUACUAAAGCAUAUAAUAGAGUUAAACAUCCCUGAACUCCCAGUUUGGAAAACUUUAGUAGAAAUGUUGCAGUGUGAAAGCUUUAAACGAAGGAUGAUGGCUGUCAUGUCCUUAGAAGUAAUUUGCUUAGCAAAUGAUUGAUACUGGAAAUGUAUCUUGGAUGCAGGUACCAUUCCUGCAUUAGUCAGUCUUUUAAAAUGGCCCAGAAUAAAACUGCAGUGUAAAACUGCUGGGUUAUUGAGUAAUAUCUCAACCCAUGUAAGUGUUGUGCAUGCUUUGGUAGAGGCAGGGGGCAUUCCUGCUUUGAUCAACCUACUGGUUUCUGAUGAGUCUGAACUACAUUCUCGAUGUGCUGUCAUUCUGUAUGAUAUUGCUCAGUGUGAAAACAAGGAUGUUAUUGCCAAAUAUAAUGGAAUUCCAGCUCUGAUAAAUCUCUUGAAGCUGGACAUAGAAAGUGUGCUGGUAAAUGUAAUGAACUGUAUACGGGUCUUAUGUAUAGGAAAUGAAAAGAAUCAAAGAGCAAUGAGAGUCCACAAUGGCAUCCAGUACCUUAUCCAGUUUCUGAGUUCUGAAUCUGAUGUGUUGAAGGCAAUGUCUUCUGCUACGAUCGCUGAGGUUGGACGUGACAAUAAGGAGGUUCAGGAUGCUAUAGCUAGAGAAGGAGCAAUUCCUCCCCUAGUAGAUCUUUUUAAAGGGAAGCAACUGAGUGUCCAAGUGAAAGGUGCAAUGGCUGUGGAAGCACUGGCAAGCCAUAAUCCUUUCAUACAGAAGGCAUUUCUGGAAAGAAACUUAACUAAAGAUCUUCUAAAACUCCUAAAGGCAUUUCAACUAGAUGUUAAGGAACAAGGAGCCAUAGCACUUUGGGCCUUGGCAGGGAAAACACUGAAACAACAAAAGUAUAUGGCAGAACAGAUCGGAUACAACUUUUUAAUAAAUCUGCUUUUGUCACCAUCGGCUAAGAUGCAGUAUGUGGGAGGUGAAGCAGUCAUAGCUCUAAGUAAGGACAGCAGACUGCAUCAAAAUCAAAUAUGCGAAGGGAAUGGAAUUGCACCACGUCGCUUACUAAGAAUUAAUAGAAUAGCUGAAGGCACACUUCUGAGUGCCAUCAGAGCACUGGGAUCCAUUUGUAUUGGUGUAGCCCAUACAAACAAUCCCAUGAGUCAACAAUUUGUUGUAGAGGAAAAUGCCUUUCCAGUACUUAUUCAACUACUAAGAAGUCACCCUUCAAUUAACAAACAGGUUGAAGUGGCAUUUUCUUUGGCAUGCAUCAUCCUAGGGAAUGAUUUGCUACAGAAAGAAUUACAAGAAAGUGAAGGAUUUGAGUAUUCUGAUGUUCUUUAUCUUCUCCACUCAAAAGAUAAGGACAUUCGCUUAAGAGCAGGCUAUGCACUAGCCCUUUUUGCCUUCAAUAACCGUUUUCAACAAUAUUUAAUAUUGGAAAGUGGAAUGAUAACUUUAUCUAUUUUUGAGCCUCAAUCAAAAGUUGAAACUGAAAGGGCAAUGGCAGCAUUUCAGAUUAUCAUACUAGCUAAAGUCAUUAUAGAUGUGGACCAUAUUACUUUGUCUGCAAGAGGUGUUACUAGUGUUACUAUACUAGUUAACAGUCUGUAUUCACUUCACGUUCCUACUCUUGUCUUGACAGGUAAUCUCAUAGCCAGCCUAGCUCAUACCAGAGCUGGUAUUCUAGAAGCUUUUCUCACAUUAGGGACAAUACAACGGCUCUGCUACCACUUGUACUCAAGAAGAGAAGAGGUUCGUGUAGAUUGUUCCUGUGGCCUUGGUUACCUAAGUUACAACUCCUUUGCUUUCCGAAUUUUGCUGACUGAAUGCAGGAAUAAACCUCAUCAGUUCCUACGCAUAACAAAGAAUAUCAGCAGAGAUGCAAGUAUUAACCCUGCAUUUUUAAAGGAAUUUCAAAUGCAACAAAGUGUGGGACUUCCUUCCUUAAGCCUGGAGAAGAAUGGAGGACCAUCUGUAAAUCCCAUCUUUAAAAAAGGGAAAGAGCAUCGAAUAAAAGCAAGACCUAAAAUUCAACCAAAAGAUUCUCUGACUUUAAUACCGCCUGUGACCAAUUUCAUGGGUAUCUUCAAAACAGCAAAAAAGACCAAUGUGUCCCAUAACAUUUUCUCUUUUUCAUCUGGAGUCUCAGCGGAUAUUUUAAAUGUAUCAAGACCAAGAACAGUGUGUUUGAACAAACUUGGGAAAUGUGAACAGAAAGUCAAAUCUGAGACAGCAGAAUCCUAAUAGUAAUAAAAAGCACUUUAAUAUGAAAUGAUUCUUGAGUAGUCUUUUUUAAAAAAAUAUUAUUAUAAUGAAAUAUACUGACAGCAUCUUUUCAAAUGGA
Messenger RNA from Nannospalax galili (Upper Galilee mountains blind mole rat), 3571 nucleotides. RefSeq names its product ankyrin and armadillo repeat containing (gene Ankar). The record is from RefSeq and is a predicted model, not a curated record. NCBI's taxonomy places the organism in Eukaryota, Metazoa, Chordata, Mammalia, Rodentia, Spalacidae. Gene Ontology annotation, molecular function: protein binding.